Messenger RNA from Spirodela intermedia, 805 nucleotides. The record is from the annotation of a GenBank genome assembly. NCBI's taxonomy places the organism in Eukaryota, Viridiplantae, Streptophyta, Magnoliopsida, Alismatales, Araceae.
AUGGGGAAGUACGAGGAUGUGAAGUUACUUGGCGAUUGGCCGAGCCCCUUCUCGAUGAAGCCGAGGAUCGCCCUCAACCUGAAAAAGGUGGACUACGAGCUCAUCGUGGAGAAGAUGAACCCCAAGAGCGAGCUUCUGCUCAAAUCUAACCCCGUCCACAAGAAGAUCCCCGUCCUGUUGCACAGAGGAAAACCAGUCUGCGAGUCCCUCAUCAUUGUGCAGUACAUCGACGAGACAUGGACUUCCGCCCCCCCAUCCUCCCCGCCGACCCUUACGACCGGGCCAUCGCUCGCUUCUGGGCGGCCUACAUCGACGACAAGGUAACUUGGGGUCACCAUUGGCUCGAACUGCCAUCGAUCCCUCCCUCAUCCGCGAUGUGAUGUGCUCCUUCUGUCUCGAUUCUGACUUCGAUUGUCGACGCCUUCAGUGGGCCAUGCAGAUGAGGGAUAUUAACAAGGCGAAUACAGACGAGGAGCGGGCAGCCGCGGCGGAGCUGAUCUUCGCCGGGGUCCAGCUGCUGGAGGAGGCCUUCCAGACUUGUGGCAAGGGGGGGAACUGGUUCGGCGGCGACAACGUGGGGUACGUGGACAUCACCCUAGGGAGCUACUUGGCGUGGAUUCGGGUCACCGAGAAGAUGUCCGGCUUGAAGAUCCUGGAUGGUGACAAGUUCCCUCAGCUGGCCGCUUGGGCUGAUCGGUUCUGCGCCGAGGAGGCUGUGAAGGGAGUGAUGCCGGAGACGGACAAGCUGGCGGAGUUCGCCAAGACGUUGAUGAUGAAGCUGAAGGCCGCCUCACCCGCCAAGUAG